Messenger RNA from Tarenaya hassleriana, 2166 nucleotides. RefSeq names its product pentatricopeptide repeat-containing protein At3g26782, mitochondrial. The transcript is spliced from 2 exons. NCBI's taxonomy places the organism in Eukaryota, Viridiplantae, Streptophyta, Magnoliopsida, Brassicales, Cleomaceae. Bases 14 to 2065 code for a protein of 683 amino acids. Gene Ontology annotation, biological process: RNA modification. The record is from RefSeq and is a predicted model, not a curated record. Gene Ontology annotation, molecular function: protein binding; zinc ion binding; RNA binding.
UAGUAUUGCAGAAAUGUCCUCACACAUAUAUAUAUACAUACAAGAGGGUAUUGAUAAGUGUAAUGAGAUGAGAGAAUGGAUGAAGACUCCAAGUGGUAAAGCCCUUGUAUCCUCUCUGUCUCGUCAUUUCCACACGGACAGUUAUUCGGACAGACAAAACCUUACGACAUUGUUCAACAAAUAUGUCGACAAGACCAAUGUCUUCUCCUGGAACUCCGUCAUCGCAGACCUCGCUCGUAGCGGCGAUUCCGUUGAAGCUCUUCGCGCUUUUGAUUCCAUGCGAAAGCUUUCUCUCUCUCCCAAUCGUUCCACUUUCCCUUGCACCAUCAAAGCAUGUUCUUCUCUCCUCGAUCUUUUCUCCGGCAAGCAAACCCAUCAGCAAGCAAUCGUCUUCGGUUACCAAUCCGAUGUUUUUGUCUCGUCGGCGCUGAUCGAUAUGUACUUCAAGUGCGGUGAAAUUAGGGAUGCUCGGAUACUGUUCGACGAAAUUCCCCUGAGAAACAUCGUCUCUUGGACCUCCAUGAUCACAGGGUAUGUCCAAAACGGAAAUGCCCUCGGCGCCAUUUCUCUUUUCAAGGAAUUCCUGACCGAUGAAAAGGAGGGUUGUGCAGAUGAUGCUUUAUCCGUUGAUUCUGUGGCUAUGGUUUCAACCAUCUCGGCCUGUUCCCGCGUUAUUGCCAAGGGUUUGACAGAAUCAGUUCAUGGUUUUGUUAUAAAGAGAGGCUUUGAUGAGGAUGCGUCUGUUGGUAAUACUCUCUUGGAUGUGUAUGCAAAGGGCGGGGAAGGAGGUGUGGUUGUGGCCAAGAAGGUGUUUGAUGAAAUGGCCGAAAAGGACAAUAUUUCGUAUAAUUCGAUCAUCAAAGUGUUUGCUCAGAAUGGUCUGUCUAGUGAGGCUUUUGAAGCUUUCCGCAAAAUGGUGAUGGAUAGUGAUGCAAGCUUCAACUCCAUCACACUCUCCACUGUGUUGUUGGCCGUUUCACAUUCGGGUACUCUCCGCCAUGGGAAGAGCAUACAUGAUCAGGUGAUAAAGACGGGUUUGGAAGAUGAUGUGAUUGUUGGUACCGCCAUCAUUGACAUGUAUUGCAAAUGCGGAAGGGUUGAGACCGCUAGAAAAGCAUUCGAUCUUAUGAAAGUUAAGAACGUGAGGUCAUGGACUGCUUUGAUUGCUGGCUAUGGAAUGCAUGGCCGAGCUUCAGAAGCACUAGAUGUCUUCUAUCGUAUGAUCAACGCUGGGGUAAAACCAAAUUACAUCACAUUUGUAUCGGUCUUAGCCGCUUGCAGUCAUGCCGGUCUUCUUGACGAAGGAUCGCUCUGGUUUAACACCAUGAAGGACAAAUUCGGUGUGGAACCCGGUCUUGAACACUACGGCUGCAUGGUUGAUCUUCUCGGACGCGCCGGGCAUCUUCAGAAAGCAUGGGAGCUGAUAGAAACGAUGAAGAUGAGGCCAGACUCUGUCAUCUGGAGUUCACUUCUAGGCGCUUGCAGGACUCACAAGAACGUGGAACUCGCUGAGAUAUCUGCAAAUCAUCUGUUCGAGUUAGACCCUAAGAAUUGCGGGUAUUACAUGUUACUGUCACACAUAUAUGCAGACGCGGGACGGUGGAAGGACGUCGAGAGAGUUAGGAUACUUAUGAAGGAUCGAGGACUUGUUAAGCCACCGGGGUUCAGUCUGAUUGAGUUGAAAGGUGAGAUUCAUGUGUUCUUGGUUGGAGAUCAAGAACAUCCUCAGAGUGAGGGAAUCUACAAGUUCUUGAAGGAAAUGGACAGGAAGCUUCAAGAGGCUGGUUACGUGUCUAACACGGCAUCGGUCUGUCACGAUGUCGAUGAGGAAGAGAAGGAAAUGGCUCUUAGGGUUCAUAGCGAGAAACUGGCGGUCGCGUUUGGGAUCAUGAACACGGUCCCUGGUGAGAUGAUUCAUGUGAUAAAGAACCUCAGAGUAUGCAGCGACUGUCAUAAUGUGGUAAAGUUGAUCUCUCGGAUCGUUGAUAGGCAGUUUGUGGUGAGAGACUCCAAGAGGUUUCAUCAUUUCAAAGAUGGGUUUUGUUCCUGUGGAGAUUACUGGUGAAAUGUACUAUAUAGAGAGAGGCAGGUGGUUCGUGCAUUUGACGCGCCCCAUCCGCGCGUCCUUGUAGCAUUUUGAAUUGGAUUAGAAACGUUUGCUCUCAA